CUGAAGAACAUCUCAAUUUUUACAUUUAUGAGUUAAGGAGUUAAAGUUUAAAUCCGAAUAAGCUUCGUUAUUAUUAUUUUGGAUGAUCUUAUACUGUUAUAUCCGUGGUUCAGAUGGCCUAAUACCUAUGAUAUUUCCAGGAGCCUCUGUUUUUUUAAAACAGAAAAAAGAAUAAGAAAAUAAAUAAAUAAAUAAAUCCAAACUUUAUGAUUCGCCUGCAUAAUUUACCUUACCAGGACACUAACACAUGGCCUUUUCCUUAAAGAAACAAUGAACAAGAAAAUAAAUUGACAAAUCGUACCGGAACAAUACCCACGUGACCAAAACCAUCAAAACUCUACCCUUUCUUUUUUUUAAUAUUAUAUAAAUAUUUAUUGAAAGGUGAGAGUAAGCCACAGAAAUCCCGUUGAUUUCAUGUGUUGGUGAUUCACAAAACUGCAAAAUUUGAUGGUUAGUGACGGCCAAACUCUCUCUUCCACCUUCUUUACAUAUAAAUUUCGAUUUAUCUGAAUGGAUUUUUUAUUUAAUUAUUUAUAAAUUCUGGGUUUUUUUUGUUGGUCUAUUAAAGUUCUGGUUUUUUGGGCUUUGAAAUUUGUGGGUAUAGAGAAGAAAAGAGUUUUUGAGUUCUCUUUGAAGAAGAUAGAAGAAAUUUAAGCAGGACCAAGGUUUUCUUUAAUGUGAUUCGGAAACUAUUUUAACGGUUUAACUUACUAUAAAACUUUGGUGGGGGACCAAAGGUGGUGUUUUUAUUUUUAUUUUAUUUUGAUUUUAAUUAUAUAUAUAUAUAUAUAUAUAUAUAUAUAUAUAUAUAUAUAUAUAUAUAUAUGUCUGGUUUAUGCGGGUGUAGAGGAGCUUGGUGGAGUUUAUCCAGGAGAACCUACUUUGGAGAUUUUAUAGGAGAAUCCAUUUUACGAUGACCCUUUUCUUUAUCUUGUGGCUUCUUUUUUUGGGUGUUGGGAAUAAUAGAAUCAUGAGGUCUGUGUGAAUUGUAUAGAACCUUCUUUAUUUCCAUGGCUUCAUGGGAUGUAAAAUGAAAAAGGGAUUGCUUUUUUGGUGUUAAAUUUGGUGGUGGGUUUCACUAUUUCAACUUUCAUGAUGAUUCCUGGGUCCGUUAGAUUCCAGCUGUCCAAGAGAAGUACAUGGGCCGGAGCGAUUAAACUUAGGUGGUCAAAGAAGAAAGAUUUUAACUUGGAGAGGAAGAAAGGUUGAGGGGAUGUCGUCAAAAUCGACCAACAAGACCAAUUGUUCCAGGAGUAGUUCUGCUCGAUCAAGACAUGGGGCUCGCGUUGUUGCACAGACCCCCAUUGAUGCACAGCUUCAUGUGGAGUUUGAAGAGUCCGAACGCCAUUUCGAUUACUCUAAUUCUAUUGAUUUCAACAUCUCUAGUUCAACUAGCAAUGUCCCCUCCUCCACUGUUUCAGCUUACCUCCAAAAGAUGCAGAGGGGUAAGCUCAUACAACCAUUUGGUUGCAUGAUUGCUGUUGAUGAGCAGAACUUCAGGGUGCUUGCUUACAGCGAAAAUGCCCCAGAAAUGCUGGACUUGGCCCCUCAUGCUGUGCCAAAUAUUGAGCAGCAAGAAGCUUUGACUUUUGGAACAGAUGUCCGGACACUCUUUCGGUCCUCAGGUGCCUCUGCGCUACAGAAGGCAGCCAAUUUCGGGGAAGUUAAUCUUCUCAACCCCAUAUUGGUUCAUUGUAAAAGCUCAGGUAAGCCCUUCUAUGCAAUUUUGCAUCGGAUUGAUGUGGGGUUAGUUAUAGAUUUGGAACCUGUGAAUCCAGCUGAUGUUCCAGUAACUGCUGCUGGGGCAUUGAAAUCAUAUAAGCUUGCAGCCAAAGCCAUCUCAAGAUUGCAGUCUUUGCCAAGCGGGAACAUAUCACUGUUAUGUGAUGUUUUAGUUAAAGAAGUUAGCGAGUUGACAGGUUAUGAUCGUGUAAUGGUAUAUAAAUUUCAUGAAGAUGAACAUGGGGAAGUUAUUGCUGAGAGUCAUGGACCUGACUUGGAACCUUAUUUGGGUUUGCACUAUCCGGCUACUGAUAUACCACAAGCUUCAAGGUUCCUCUUCAUGAAGAACAAGGUUAGGAUGAUAUGUGAUUGCUUAGCCCCUCCAGUUCAAGUCAUUCAAGACAAAAGUUUGAAUCAGCCACUAAGUCUUUGUGGAUCUACGUUGCGAUCUCCUCACAGUUGUCAUGCACAAUACAUGGCGAAUAUGGGUGCGAUUGCAUCGCUUGUAAUGUCUGUGACGAUCAAUGAAGAAGAUGAUGAGAUGGAGAGUGAUCAGCAGAGGGGAAGAAAAUUGUGGGGUUUAGUCGUUUGCCAUCACACAAGCCCUAGAUUUGUUCCAUUCCCUUUGAGAUAUGCUUGUGAGUUCUUGAUUCAAGUUUUUGGGGUUCAGGUCAGCAAAGAAGUGGAGUUGGCUGCUCAGUCAAGGGAGAAACAUAUAUUGCAAACUCAAACUGUGCUUUGUGACAUGCUUCUAAGAGAUUCCCCAGUAGGGAUUGUUACUCAGUCACCUAAUGUAAUGGAUCUUGUUAUGUGUGACGGAGCUGCAUUAUAUUACAGGAAUAAAUUUUGGUUGCUUGGGGUCACUCCUACAGAGGCACAAAUUAGAGAUAUUGCUGAAUGGCUCCUGGAGUACCAUAGCGGGAGCACUGGCUUAAGUACUGAUAGCCUUAUGGAAGCUGGCUAUCCUGGUGCUUCAGUUCUUGGUGAUGAAGUUUGUGGAAUGGCUGCUAUUAGACUUACUUCAAAGGAUUUCCUGUUUUGGUUUCGCUCUCAUACAGCGAAGGAAAUAAAGUGGAGUGGUGCAAAACACGAUCCUGAUGAGAAGGAUGAUGGAAGGAAAAUGCACCCUAGAUCAUCAUUCAAGGCUUUUCUGGAGGUGGUUAAGCAUAGAGGUAUACCUUGGGAAGAUGCAGAAAUGGAUGCUAUUCAUUCCUUACAGCUGAUUUUGAGAGCAUCACUGCAAGAUGAGAUUGCUGAUAGCUCCAAAAUGACUGUAAAUGUUCCAUCAUAUGAUGACCGGAUACAAAGAGUGGAUGAAUUGCGUAUUGUCACGAAUGAAAUGGUUCGACUUAUUGAGACAGCUGCUGUCCCCAUUUUGUCUGUUGAUACCUCUGCUAAAAUAAAUGGGUGGAAUACCAAAGCAGCUGAACUAACGGGAUUGGCUGUUGAGCAAGCAACUGGUAUGCCUUUGGUUGAUCUUGUUGGGGAUGAUUCAGUUGAAGUGGUGAAAAACAUGCUUUCACUGGCUUUUCAAGGUGUAGAAGAGAGAAACAUUGAACUCAAACUGAAAACUUUUGGCCCUCAGGAAAGCAGUGGUCCUGUAGUCUUGGUGGUUAAUGCAUGUUGUAGCCGAGACAGAAAAGAAAGUGUUGUUGGGGUUUGCUUUGUUGGCCAAGAUCUUACAGGACAAAAGAUGGUUAUGGACAAAUUUACCCGCAUUCAGGGGGAUUAUGUUGGAAUUGUCCGCAGCCCAUCAGCGUUAAUUCCUCCCAUUUUUAUGACCGAUGAGCAUGGGCGAUGCUUGGAAUGGAAUGAUGCAAUGCAAAAGUUGUCUGGUUUAAGCAGGGAAGAAGCUACUGAUAAGAUGCUUCUUGGGGAAGUUUUCACAGUCAACAAAUUUGGCUGUCGUCUUAAAGAUCAUGAUACAUUAACCAAGCUUAGGAUACUACUGAAUGGUGUAAUUGCAGGAGAGGAUGCAGAUAAAUUGUUUUUUGGUUUUUUCGAUCAGCAGGGUAAUUUUGUUGAGGCCUUACUUUCUGCUAGCAAACGUACUAAUGCAGAGGGAAAAAUCAUUGGGGUUUUAUGCUUUUUACAUGUGGCUAGUCCAGAACUUCAGUAUGCUAUGCAGGUGCAGAGGAUAUCAGAGCAGGCUGCAGCUGAUAGUCUUAAAAAAUUGGCAUAUAUGCGUCAGGAAAUUAAAAAGCCUAUGAAUGGCAUUGUGUUCAUGCAGAACCUAAUGGACUCUUCUGAUUUGGAGAAAAAGCAGAAACAACUUCUUAAGAAAAGCAAAUUGUGUCGAGAACAAUUGGCCAAGAUUGUUGAUGACACAGAUAUUGAGAGCAUUGAGGAAUGCUACAUGGAUUUGAGCUCUAGUGAAUUUAACCUUGGGGAAGCUCUUGACGUUGUUAUAAAUCAAGUUAUGAUUCUGAGUCAGGAGCGACGGGUACAAGUUAUACAUGAUUCACCAGCUGAAGUGUCGUCCAUACACUUGUAUGGAGACAACCUGAGGCUUCAACAAGUUCUUUCUGAUUUCUUGAAUAAUGCACUCCACUUUACCCCUGCAUUUGAAGGAUCAUCUAUUGUACUCAGAGCAAUUCCAAGGAAAGAACGUAUAGGAACAAAAAUACACAUUGUUCAUCUUGAAUUUCGGAUUACACAUCCCGCGCCAGGGAUUCCAGAAGAUUUAAUUCAAGAGAUGUUUCAUCACAACCAUGGUGUCUCAAGGGAAGGUCUUGGUCUGUACAUCAGCCAAAAACUAGUGAAGAUCAUGAACGGCACUGUACAAUAUCUGAGAGAAGCCGAAAGGUCAUCUUUUAUAAUUCUCAUAGAAUUUCCAUUGGCGCGCCAGAUCGAUCAGUGAAGCCAGUGGUUUUACAAACCUAAAUUCACCAAUACCACCAAUGUCCAUAUGGAAUAUUGAUACAAAAUGAAAGAACAGGUGGGAAAGAUGAAAGCAAGGCCUCAUUUCCAGAGGUUCUAGAAAGGAAAUUACAUAUCACGUUCAACCAAAGAAAAGAUUUUCUCCAAAAAAAGGCUCCAUGCAUCCCAUGUAUUCUUCCCACAUACCAUUUGCAACACCAUUCUUUUUCGUCUCUCUCUAUUUCUGUACAAACAUUUGUGUUGAAGAAGACGGAACUAAAUUGUUGGUGGCAAGCAGAGAAAUCAUAGCUCAAUCAAAACCAAUGGUGGAGCAAAGCUUUUGGAGGUGGAGCAGAUUGGGUUUUGUGGACCAGGUAAGGUGUUAGAAUAAUACUUGGAACUGAGAGAGAGAGAGGGGGGGGGGGGGGGAGUUAACCAGUGUAUAUAAGAUGAGCGUUUUUACAUUGAUUGAUUAAGCAGUUAAAAACACUUUCAAGAGGCCCUCUGCAUCAUGAUGUUAAAGAAUCAUUCCAAUAUGAUCUAGACAUUGCCAACUUUAUUUGUGGCCUUAGAUAGAGAAAAAUUAAAAAAUAAAAAUAAAAAAUGGUGCCUUUUAAUUAUAUAGUAUUUUUAUAUAAGUGGUAUUAAUUAAUUUA
Ziziphus jujuba (common jujube) is the source of this 5237-nucleotide messenger RNA. RefSeq names its product phytochrome C. Gene Ontology annotation, molecular function: protein homodimerization activity; photoreceptor activity. The record is from RefSeq and is a predicted model, not a curated record. Bases 1214 to 4582 code for a protein of 1122 amino acids. Gene Ontology annotation, biological process: protein-tetrapyrrole linkage; regulation of DNA-templated transcription; red, far-red light phototransduction. The transcript has 5 exons. Lineage: Eukaryota; Viridiplantae; Streptophyta; Magnoliopsida; Rosales; Rhamnaceae. Gene Ontology annotation, cellular component: nucleus.